AGCCCCUGAAACAAGUCGACUUCCACGGCCACACGCCUUCCCUGGCGCCUCCUCCUCCCCAGACCGGAGAGUUCAACCCUAAUGCCGCUGCCGCCGCAGGUCUGAGGUCAGCGAAUAUGGGUGGUGUGACGUCCUCGGUGGCCGCUAAGUUCGCCUUCUUCCCGCCAGACCCACCGUCUUACGGCGUGGUGGACGAGGAGCCGCCUCCGCCGGGCGUGGCUCCGGCGGGGAGUGAUGCUGCUGCGCUUUCUAGGAGGGUGUUGAUGACGGGGGUUCCGUGGAGGGAGGGGGUGGAGGCACGUCGCCUCCGGACGCGGCGGGGCACGGAAAUUAUCGCCAUGUAUGUAGGGUGUCCCAAGGCGAGUCUCACGGUACUGUACUCGCACGGCAAUGCUGCCGACCUCGGCAAGAUGUAUGAGCUCUUCAUAGAGUUCAGCGCUCGCCUCCACGUCAAUAUCAUGGGGUAUGAUUAUUCUGGUUAUGGACGGUCAUCAGGCAAGGCAAGUGAAGCUAAUACAUUUGCUGACAUAGAGUCUGCAUAUAAAUGCCUUGUGGAGGUUUAUGGGACUAGGGAAGAAGACAUUGUUCUUUAUGGUCAAUCUGUUGGUAGUGGCCCCACUGUUGAUUUAGCUGCUCACUUGCAUCACAUAAGAGCAGUUGUUCUGCAUAGUCCCAUACUUUCUGGCCUGCGUGUCAUGUAUUCUGUGAAGAAAACAUAUUGGUUUGACAUAUAUAAGAACAUCGAGAAAAUUCCCCUUGUUAAAUGCCCUGUUCUGGUGAUUCAUGGUACAAGUGACGAUGUUGUCAAUUUUUCCCAUGGAAAGCAGAUAUGGGAGCUGAGCCAACAGAAGUAUGAGCCUCUGUGGAUCGAGGGAGGUGACCACUGUAACUUGGAGACCUUCCCAGUGUACAUAAGGCAUCUGAAGAAGUUUCUGUCAGCUGUAGAGAAGUUGCCUGCUGGAAAAGAAGCAACACCUGAGAGUGAGAAGUUGCUAGCUGGAAAUGAAAAACCAUCAGAUAGCGUUGCUCUUUCUGAGGUGCAUUUGAUGACCUCACAGAGGUUAGAGCCAUCGAGGCAGAGCUCAAGACACGAGCAGCAUCCUAGGCUGAGCACUAAACGUGUAUAUAAACACCGGCGAAGUACAGGCGUCAGGGAAAAGGCAAGGUCGAGCACAGAUAAGAAGGAGAGAUCAAGGAGAAGUGUCGACACAUUUGACAGGACAAGAGAUGAAAAUGAACAGACAGACAAACCAAGGAAAAGCAUUGACAGGCUUGGCGAGAUGAUUAGAUCAAUAGGCCUGUGCAAUGUUGAUUGCUUCAAAGAGCCUCCUCGAAGAACUGAGGCUUGAUGAGGUUGAGCGUAGGUGCCACUACGUCGCAGAAAUGCAUACAGUGUUUCUGCACCAAGCUCUAUCCAGUUGUCCUUGUGUUAGAGCAUCUGCAGUGACAUCUUGCAAAUCGGACUCCUCAAAAGCCCGUGUCCGGGGACUCUGACCGGCCACUUUCGUAUUCAACUGUGUGCAUUGGUCCCAACAAAAUAUUACGGACCACCAUGGCACCGCUUGCCGAGCAGACUUGAGUUGACGGUGCAUUGGUCCCAACAAAAUAUUACGUACCACCAUGGUCCUGUUUGCCGUGUGUUGACGGGACGCAUGCGCACAGUCCGAGCGGGCCGAUAUACUGAGGGCCUGUUUGAUUCACAUCCAUACUUUGCUAAGCCAAAUUUUGGCAGCCAUAGUUUAGUUGGCAUAUGUUUGGUUUUUGCCAUACUUUGGCUUGCCACACUUUAUUGUCCCUAUGACCCAUUUAUCAUAGUCAAUUUUUUUGUCAA
Hordeum vulgare subsp. vulgare (domesticated barley) is the source of this 1831-nucleotide messenger RNA. Its product is annotated as alpha/beta hydrolase domain-containing protein 17B-like. Bases 117 to 1349 code for a protein of 410 amino acids. The transcript has 7 exons. The record is from RefSeq and is a predicted model, not a curated record. Lineage: Eukaryota; Viridiplantae; Streptophyta; Magnoliopsida; Poales; Poaceae.